CCGGGCAGUCAGAGCAGCAACGGCACAGAGCGAGCGAGAGAAUGGGGGAGGAGAAAAGAAAGAAAGAAAGAAAGAAAGAAAGAAAGAAAGAAAGAAAGAAAGAAACUGGGGAGAGACAAAGAACAAAAAAGAGCUGGAUGGAGAGAAAGAAGUGAUAAAGACUGGGCAGGGCCCCGGGGCUGUCCCAGGUCACCGUCUCCCGCUAACCGCCCCACGCCCGCCGAGGCUCUGAGCCGGGGGGUGUCCCGGGCCAUGGGGCCGGAGCCGCUGCGGGACGAGGAGGAGGAGGACGGGGCCCCGCCCCGCCACAGCCGCUUCGUGAAGAAGGACGGGCACUGCAACGUGGAGUUCGUCAACCUGGGCGAGAAAAGCCAGCGGUACCUGGGCGACCUGUUCACCACCUGCGUGGACGCCCGCUGGCGCUGGCUGGCCCUGCUCUUCUCGCUGGCCUUCGUGCUCUCCUGGUUGCUCUUCGGCCUGGCCUUCUGGCUGGUGGCCGCCCUGCAUGGCGACCUGGGCCCCGCGCCCGCCCCGCGCCCACCCUGCUUCACCCAGGUCACCGGCCUGCUGGGCGCCUUCCUGCUCUCGCUGGAGACCCAGACCUCCAUCGGCUACGGCUCGCGCAGCGUGACCGAGGAGUGCCCGGCCGCCGUGCUGGCCGUGGUGCUGCAGUGCGUGGCCGGCUGCCUGCUGGACGCCUUCCUGCUGGGGGCCGUCAUGGCCAAGAUGGCCAAGCCCAAGAAGCGCAACCAGACGCUGCUCUUCAGCCGCUGCGCCGUGGUGGCCCUGCGGGACGGCAAGCUCUGCCUCAUGUGGCGUGUGGCCAACUUGCGCCACAGCCACCUGGUGGAAGCCCACGUCCGCGCCCAGCUGCUGCAGCCCCGCGUGACCCCCGAGGGCGAGUUCCUGCCCCUGGACCAGCGGGACGUGGACGUGGGCUUCGACAGCGGCUCCGACCGCCUCUUCCUGGUCUCGCCCCUCACCGUGGUGCACGAGAUCGACGACGCCAGCCCCUUCUACGGGCUGGGGCCGGCCCAGCUGGCCCGGGCCGACUUCGAGCUGGUGGCCAUCCUGGAAGGCAUGGUGGAGGCCACGGCCAUGACCACGCAGUGCCGCACCUCCUACCUGCCGGGCGAGCUGCGCUGGGGCCACCGCUUCGCCCCCGUCCUGGCCCGCUGCCGCCGCGGGCGCUACCGGGUCGACUUCCGUCACUUCCACCGCACCUACCCGGUGCCCGGCACCCCCCGCUGCAGCGCCCGGGAGCUGGGCCAGCAGCGCCCCAGCCCCAGCCCGCCCAGCGCCCCACGCGCCUCCUUCUGCUACGUUAACGAGCUGGCCCUGCGCGAGCAGGAGGAGGAGGAGGAGGAGGACGGGGCCACAGGCGGCCACGGGGCCAUGGAGACGUGAUGGGACGGCGCCAGUGGGGAAGGGGGCUCGUAGGGCACCGGGCCGGGGUGGGUG
Molecule: messenger RNA, 1461 nt
Organism: Chrysemys picta bellii (western painted turtle)
Lineage: Eukaryota; Metazoa; Chordata; Testudines; Emydidae
Gene: KCNJ14
Product: potassium inwardly rectifying channel subfamily J member 14
Biological process (GO): potassium ion import across plasma membrane; regulation of monoatomic ion transmembrane transport
Cellular component (GO): plasma membrane
Molecular function (GO): inward rectifier potassium channel activity
Source: RefSeq, a predicted model, not a curated record